AUGGAGCAGGACCACAUGCUAGUUGGUCCCAGGGGAUCCCAGGUGCCUGCAUCAUCAGCUUCAUUGGUGGUGCAGCCUGUUAGAGCUAGGCGGCGGCACCGGCCCGCCAGCACCACCGACACCACAUCGACCGACGCCAAGAAGAACACUCAAGGGCCGUGUCGGCAGCUGAAGACGGCGAAGGUCACCCGGGUGACCAACAGUCGUAUCAGCAUCGGAUACGACGAGCGCCAUCGGGCUGCACCGACGGCGGAGUUGCAUAGCUCCUUGGCCCACGAUAUUGGCCACGUCAUUCGGACCCAUUGCCCGAUGCAAUGGAAGUCUUGGAAGGUCAUGCCUGACGAGAUCAAGAUGGAGGUUUGCGGCCAGUUGUCGACGAACUACAACUUAGAGGACCUCAACGAGGAGUCGUUGGCGUACGUCAACAGACUCUUCAAUGAGAGGUACAAGCAGUGGAAGAGCGACUUGCACCACCAUUUUGAGGUGUUUGAUGAUCCGCAAGUCGCUCUUCAGGAGGGUUGCCCGAAGGAGUUUGAGGGGUGGGAGGAUAGUUAG
Prunus armeniaca (apricot) is the source of this 555-nucleotide messenger RNA. NCBI's taxonomy places the organism in Eukaryota, Viridiplantae, Streptophyta, Magnoliopsida, Rosales, Rosaceae. The record is from the annotation of a GenBank genome assembly.